AUGGAUACCGACUCGUCUUGUCUCAUUCAAUGCUCUGCAGCACUUGGCGCACUAAUGGUGGUUUUUUACGUAGCUCCUUACUUGCUUGAUCCGUACAACUACCGCCAUCGAUUCCCUGGACCACCUUUGGCUGGGUUCACAAAUUGGUGGAUGUACCGCGUUGUGCGGGCCGGUAACCAUAGUGAGAUUGUAAAGCAGCUACACGCGAAAUAUGGUACUUUUGUGCGACUUGGACCUAAUCAUAUCAGCAUUUCCGAUCCAGAUGCUCUAGAGACAGUGUAUGGGCAUGGCAGUGGGGUUCUGAAAUCCGACUUUUACCAUUCGUUCCGAAAUGGUCCCAACACGAAUACGUUUAAUACACAGGAUAAGGCUGAACACUCUAAGAAACGCAGACGCCUAGCCAAUGCCUUCAGUCCGCAGAAUGUCCUUGAUUUCCAACCCCGAGUGCGCAAUCUUAUUUGGCAGCUGUGUGUACAAUGGGACCUACGAUGCGAGGAAGCUGCUCGCGGAACCUCGGGUCCCAACUGGGUUGCAAACAAUGGGCGGGCAACAAUGAAUGUUUGCGCUCAGUUCUCCUAUCUUGCGUUCGACAUUAUUGGCGAUCUCGCGCUAGGAUCUCCAUUCGGGCUUAUUCAGGCUCAAACAGAUUCUUCACCAUCUAUCGAGUCUAUCGAUGCAUCUGGACAACCCGUGCGCGGGACAAUGCGAGUUCCAGUAAUUGAAACGAUAGCUGGCGCAGCAUUCACUGGCAUGACAUAUGGAGGGCGCGGUAUCGACCUGGUCGACAAACUCCUUGAAGCAAAGAAUGAUGACGGUAGUCCCUUGUCUGCUAAUGAGUUGUAUGCGGAGGCUGUAAUGCUGCUUGUUGCUGGAAGCGACACAACGAGCAACACACUGAGCUCCUUAUGCUACCACUUGGCGAUUCAUCCGGAGGUCCAGCGAGAAUUACAAGCUGAACUCGAUCUCCAUGUCCCAUAUGACUCAUCCGAAGAAACUAGUGGCAAGGCGCCGCCAAACGAUGCGGUAGUUUACUAUGAGAUGAUAAAGAACCUGCCUUACUUGGAUGCAUGUAUUAAAGAGGCAUUGCGGAUCCAUUCGACGGUCGGCACAGGCAUGCCUCGGACUGUUCCAUCCGGGAAGACGAUCACCGUUGCUGGCCAGACGUUCGAGGCAGGGAGCGUAAUUAGUGUUCCCUCAUACACGACCAAUCGAUCAAGCGUCUGGGGGAAUGACGCUAGUGAUUUUCGGCCUGGACGUUGGCUGGAAGACGGUGCUGGCACUCUGAACAAAUACUUCGUGCCAUUCUCAAUAGGACCAAGAGCCUGUAUCGGCCGGAACCUGGCGUAUAUGGAUCUGAUGUUGAUUGUGGCUACCCUAUUUCGUCGUUAUCAAGUUGAGGCACUUCCUACGACCAAGAUCGUUAUUCGUGAAGCAUUCGCACGACAAACGGCCAAAUGUGAAGUCAGUAUCCGUCGGAGGAGUGUUCCAUGA
Molecule: messenger RNA, 1491 nt
Organism: Rhizoctonia solani
Lineage: Eukaryota; Fungi; Basidiomycota; Agaricomycetes; Cantharellales; Ceratobasidiaceae
Product: cytochrome P450 family protein
Exons: 10
Coding region: 1-1491 (496 amino acids)
Molecular function (GO): oxidoreductase activity, acting on paired donors, with incorporation or reduction of molecular oxygen; heme binding; iron ion binding
Source: RefSeq, a predicted model, not a curated record